Messenger RNA from Nezara viridula (southern green stink bug), 378 nucleotides. The record is from the annotation of a GenBank genome assembly. Lineage: Eukaryota; Metazoa; Arthropoda; Insecta; Hemiptera; Pentatomidae.
AUGUGUAGGGGUUGUCCCCCUAUCAUUCGUGGCGGUCUUAUCUUAUCCUCGCAACGUCAGGGGAUUGCCUCCUCGGUUGCAGAGCCCUGGAUGUGUAGGGGUUGUCCCCCUAUCAUUCUUGGCGGUCUUACCUUAUCCUAUCCUCGCAACGUCAGGGGAUUGCCUCCUCGGUUGCAGAGCCCUGGAUGUGUAGGGGUUGUCCCCCUAUCAUUCGUGGCGGUCUUAUCCUAUCCUCGCAACGUCAGGGGAUUGCCUCCUCGGUUGCAGAGCCCUGGAUGUGUAGGGGUUGUCCCCCUAUCAUUCUUGGCGGUCUUACCUUAUCCUAUCCUCGCAACGUCAGGGGAUUGCCUCCUCGGUUGCAGAGCCCUGGAUGUGUAG